This is a messenger RNA of Clupea harengus (Atlantic herring), 1955 nucleotides long. RefSeq names its product ARF like GTPase 4Cb (gene arl4cb). The record is from RefSeq and is a predicted model, not a curated record. Lineage: Eukaryota; Metazoa; Chordata; Actinopteri; Clupeiformes; Clupeidae. Gene Ontology annotation, molecular function: GTPase activity; GTP binding.
CUACAAACAUUGUGGUUACUAGUCAGUGCGUGUGCUGCUUCCACCGGUGUGGUAGCCGACUUGCCACCACCCUGGAUGUCCUACGUUUCACUGUCUCCGGACUAAAACCGCUCCAAGGUAGUCUACACAUUACAAUUGCAUGGUAACUGGAUGUACUGUGUCAGAAAUACCUAGCGGUUGUAUUGGACAGAAAAGGAAAGCGCACCUUUGCCUCAGUGGUGAAGAAAGCAAAGGUAUUUCAGGCCAGACUGCCUUCUGAACCGGUUGAUCAAGACUGAGAAAUCACAUAUAUGGACAUAAACUAAGGUUUGCUUAUAGAAUGCUAAUGUAAGCCUUUUUAUUAGUCUUCGCGGAGGGGACGCUCUUGCUGCAAGGCUAUAACUCAUAGCUGGACAGGUAUCGGGAUUAUACAUCACUGGUAUUUCCUACAGAAUUCGUACCAUGCGACAUUGAAGCUAUUUCCUUGACGCGUGGAAAAACCAGUCGCAUCUUGGGACUUCAUGCUUUCGGACACGUAGAUACAACUGAAAGCUGCGCAUAGUCACCUGUUAUAAAAUGGGCAACAGUUUCUCUAACGUGUCAGCCUUCCAGUCUCUUCAUAUUGUGAUGCUGGGUUUGGACUCCGCUGGCAAAACGACUGUGUUGUAUCGUCUUAAAUUUAACGAGUUUGUUAACACCGUGCCUACAAUUGGAUUUAACACGGAGAAGAUCAAAUUGAGCAAUGGCACAGCUAAAGGCAUCAGUUGUCAUUUUUGGGAUGUCGGUGGGCAAGAGAAGCUGCGGCCCUUGUGGAAAUCCUACAGUCGCUGCACGGACGGCAUCAUAUAUGUUGUCGACUCGGUUGAUGUGGAUCGACUUGAGGAGGCAAAGACUGAGCUUCACAAAGUCACCAAAUUUGCGGAAAAUCAAGGUACGCCACUGCUGGUGAUUGCCAACAAACAGGACCUGCCCAAAUCUCUUCCCGUGGCUGACAUUGAGAAACAACUGGCGCUCCAUGAGCUCACGCCAUCAACAACAUAUCACGUUCAGCCCGCCUGUGCAAUUAUCGGAGAGGGACUUCACGAGGGCAUGGAUAAACUUUAUGAAAUGAUUUUAAAGCGACGGAAAUCGCUUAAGCAAAAAAAGAAGCGGUAGGCCUGGUAUGGUCCAUGCAACCGUUUUCGCACAGUUAUAUGUGACACUAUCAUGUGUUCUUUGGUAUAUUUUACCAAUUCUUUGUUGCACCGUUUACAUUAUUAAUUUGAAGUGUUUCCAAAUUGUUCUCAUUUGGAUUAUGUUUGAAAUUGAAGCUGAAAAACAUAUACCUGAUGUGUUUUUAACACAACACUUCCACCAUGGCGCAGGUGGUUCGCUGUGAUGAACCAAAAACUUGAAUGAAUACGAAUGAGAACAAAACAAACGCCUAGAACGGGCUGGCCCGUUAUUUGCUGCUUUCAAUUCAUUUUCAAACGGAUGGUGUAUGGAUGGAGUAGAGCACUGUGAAGAUUUUGGACACGCUGCAGUUGAUCAUGCGGAAUGCCCGUGUUCUUUCAUACAACCAUUUUCUUCAGGGCAUGUAAGGUGGAUGAGGUCCAUGCGUUGAAGUCAGCUCAUGCUUCCUGCCAGUUUUCAUCAAGUGACAACCGCAUUAAACAUUGAUACUCGCGGAAUUAUUGAAGUGUGGACACCACACCAGCUCGAUCAUGACAUAAUACUGUAGAAUUGAAAUCUUGCCUCGGUCUCAAAUGGACUCGGUGCAGGUUCUCACUUUGUUCCUGGAGACAUUGAAGUAGUCUACAUCAUGCGGCGUGGACUGUCCCUAGAUUUGCCUGCAACAUGGUCCACUACUGAGCACUUUUAAUUUCUUACCAAAAUAGUACGGUAAAACACUGUAUAGCAAAACCGAUGCUGUUCCUGUAAUGAAAGCAUUCAUGAUUACUGAAGUAUUUUUAUUAUUAAAAUGUUUGAACCAGUUA